AGGAAGUGGGGGGGGUCCCCAGGACUGGGGGAGAUGACCCCGGGGAACCGGCUGAGGGGCCCUUUCCUGGGAUGGGGACCCCCACAAGGGGCACUGCGGGGAUCCCUGGGCUAGAGCCCCUGCGGGUGGGACCCCGGCCGUCUUGCCACUGAGGCCCCAACCCCGGGCUGGGGUGCAGAAGAUGCUCAGAAAGGAAAGGAUUACUCACUCCCCCAGGAGCCCAGGUACGGCAAGCAGAGCCCCACGAGCAGGCAGCGGAGCAGCGGCAAGGAUGCAGGAGCCCGGCCCUUCCAACGGCCCUUCCAACGGCACUUCCGACGACGACAGCCCCCCACCAACCCAAAGGCCCCCGAGGGCUCGGAAGAAGCGCUCGGUGUACCUCAAGGACCAGCUGGAAGAGAUGGAGGAUUACUUCCGCACCAACAAGUACCCCAACUACAAGGAACGCGUGGCCCUGGCAGCCAGGCUCAACUUGGAGGAGCACCAAGUGCUAGUGUGGUUCAAGAACCGCCGGGCCAAGCACGCUAGGCUGCAGGGAGCACACGUAGGGCCAGGUCGGAGAGCCACCAGCCCCCUCUCUGUCCCUGCUCCUUUUCCUGCCCCUGCCCCUGAUGGCCCUGCGUUCCCAGGGACCCCAGGAGUCUGCAGCCCUGCCCUGCAGAGCCCCUUUUGGAGGCCCCUGGCACCGGCAGCACUAGCAUCGGAGCCUGGCACCUCCAGCCUCGACUCAGGCUGGUGGGACCCAGAGGGGGCCGCCCAGCAGUCUCUUCCCGCCCCCGCCGCCCCCGCCUGGCCUCACUACUCCUUUGUCUGGGGCUUCUUGCCAGAUCCUGUGCUGGGCCCCAAUCCCACUGCGGUCCUCUCGCCCCAAGACCCCUUGAAGGGACCCCCUUUCCCCUUGAUGUCCGGGUAUCAAGAGGAAGAAAACACUGCAGAGGACGACUCGAAGCUCAUGACGUUACUGGAUUUAUAGGGGACUCAGCCCCGCAAAGUCCUGCAGUUCCCGCGGGGCCAGAGGGGACUGGGGUGCCGGGGGCCUGCGUGCGCCUCGUCCACGUGGGUGGCGCCGGCGCGGGGGCUCCGGUUACGCAGCAGAGCACUCUUUCGGCGGCAAGAACACGCCUCAGUUCAUCCCACUUGGGAAGGUGGGAUCUUGUGUUCCCUGUGUGGCCCCCACAUGUGGCGCUGCUGUGAGUGUCCCCACAGCAUUGAGGGUACACGUGAGUAGGUGGGUUCCCAGGGGUAGCACAGAACGCAUGCUCCCGCCUCUGCCUGCUUCCUCGGAGCUCUGAGCUUUCCCUGAGCCUUGACCAGCCGGGAACACCCCUGAUCAGAGUCAGAGUGAGGAUGGGAGAAAUUUUGAUGCUGGUCGACCUUCGGACAGAGGAUUUGCUGUGGUUUUACUAUUCGUUUACUGGCUGUCAAGAAGAAAUAAAGUUAUUUGAUAAAAAUUAA
This is a messenger RNA of Suricata suricatta (meerkat), 1455 nucleotides long. Its product is annotated as retina and anterior neural fold homeobox protein 2-like. The transcript is spliced from 4 exons. Gene Ontology annotation, cellular component: nucleus. Gene Ontology annotation, molecular function: RNA polymerase II cis-regulatory region sequence-specific DNA binding; DNA-binding transcription factor activity, RNA polymerase II-specific. Lineage: Eukaryota; Metazoa; Chordata; Mammalia; Carnivora; Herpestidae. The record is from RefSeq and is a predicted model, not a curated record. Gene Ontology annotation, biological process: regulation of transcription by RNA polymerase II. Bases 182 to 973 code for a protein of 263 amino acids.